UCGGGAAAUACCAGGACCUAAGGUUCGGUACCCGGACCGCGAGGCUCGGGCUCUACGGCCCUAUAAAUAGCUUGCUUAUUAUCUUCGGAUGAGUCGUCGCUCGUUACGUGUAAGAUUGGAAUUCGUCGGAAGAGAGAAGAUAUUUUGCUUGGAAGGUUGUUUUGAUCUGAACAGCAAAUCGAUAAUGGCUCUUGUAUCUGGAGGGAGAUCGACGUUGAAUCCAAACGCGCCGCUGUUCAUCCCAGCGGCGGUACGGCAAGUGGAGGACUUCUCGCCGGAGUGGUGGAACCUUGUCACCACCUCCACCUGGUUCCGAGACUACUGGCUUAGCCAGCACCAGGGAGAAGAUAUUUUCGGAGCAGAGGACGAGGGAAACGAUGUCGUUGGAUUGUUGCCUGAUAACAUUGACCUUGGUGUUGAUGAGGAUAUCCUGACUAUGGAAGCCCAGUUUGAGGAAUUUCUCCAGUCUUCGGAGGCUCAAGAUUAUUACGGAAGUAAGACCGCCAGAGGAAUCACUGAAAAUGGUUAUGGUAAGAGGGCGGAGGCGCUGGUGAAGAGUCUGAGCAUGCCGAAAGAGAGAGGUCCCAUUUCGCCCAGGGAACUAACAAAGCAGUGGGAGAAGCCGGCUAAGAUCGUGAGCCCAAAGUGCAGCCCCCGCUUCAUCCAUCAACCCCGCUGAGCUCUGAAGCUUGUUUAGGUCCUUAUUAGUUCCGAGUAUGUCCCGACGAAGCAGCAGCAAUCCUUUUUCUUUCUUUUACUGUAAGUUUUCUGUAUAGAGCAAGGUUUGCAGUCCCUUGUUCAUAUUCUGACGCCCCCCUGUUUAGUUUUAACAUUAAACAAAAAUGUAAAAAAUAUGUUGUACAACUUACAUCCAAGGAAAAAAACAUAUGAGAAAGAGGUCACUUUA
Molecule: messenger RNA, 907 nt
Organism: Sesamum indicum (sesame)
Lineage: Eukaryota; Viridiplantae; Streptophyta; Magnoliopsida; Lamiales; Pedaliaceae
Product: protein EARLY RESPONSIVE TO DEHYDRATION 15
Source: RefSeq, a predicted model, not a curated record